Didymella exigua CBS 183.55 is the source of this 207-nucleotide messenger RNA. RefSeq lists its product as uncharacterized. The record is from RefSeq and is a predicted model, not a curated record. The transcript has a single exon. The annotation marks the transcript as partial. NCBI's taxonomy places the organism in Eukaryota, Fungi, Ascomycota, Dothideomycetes, Pleosporales, Didymellaceae.
UAUAUACGCGCAGAGGAGACCCUUACAGUUAGCAAAGUAGCUAACUUAAUUACUAAAAAGGAGGGUAGGGGUUAUAGUAAGGGUAAGAUGCCUGUAAAGAGGGUGCGUGUUAGACAACACUGUAGGCGUUGUAGUAAGAUUAGACAUAAUUCCUGCACUUGCAAGGUAGAAAUAGAGGAUGUAGAUAAUAUUAAAGCUUCUAAAUAA